UCCACCAGGUUUUCUAGGCUGGCGGUCGUUAAUGGAAUUGUUAUUUUGAGGUAUUUUGUUGCUGUUGUUGCUUCUUUUGAUUCGUGGUGGUGGUGUUUUGCAUUAAUGCUGUGAACGCUGUAAUGUAAACAUGCCACAGACAAGUGUGUUUUAAUCAGAGUGUUUGUUAGUGUAUUUUUGUUGUAAGUGUGUAAAGAAAAAAAAACGACAAAAAGCGCUUAACAGCAGUGUUUAUUUUGCAGCUCUCAUCCGCUCAUCACGGGGGUUAAAUCGAAGGUGACAAAGAUGUGAAAGUGGCUUCGUUGUCGAAACGGCGAAAAAAGAAAUAUAAAAAUAUCCACACGCUUAUGCGAAUUUGCCACCCUCUCACGGGUUGGUGUGAAAAACGUAGUCUGUGAGUCUGUGGUUGUGUGCGUGCAACUGUAUGUGUUUGUGCGGGGUGACAGCAUCACAUUUCGCAUAAUGCUCUCGAGCCCAUUUAUUCGAAAACAGGGUUCAAAUUAACAGGUGAAGCAUAUCGAAGAGGAAUAAGAAAACAAAACGCCUACAUCUACAGUGUUGUGUGUCGUGCAGCAAUAUUUACGCCUGUGUUGGUACCGCGAAAAGCAAACUGGUUUUUGUGUGCGAUUGUGUGCUUUUUUUUUGUUUGGGAUUGAAUAUUUUAUCACCACCGCGGAGUUGUUGAUCUGUUUUUUUGUGUGUGUCUUGCUGCAAUCUCUCUUAACCCCACCAAGAAGCAACUCGACGACGACGACGACGACGACGAACAGCGUGCCCAGAACGCACGCACGGUGGUAGCGGUGACCAGCAGCCCAAAUAAGGCGAAGCACAAUACCACAGCGCCACAAAAGGAUAAAGUCAUCUCUUGCCUCAUCGGUCGGUCGCACCCUCCGUCUCAAGCUUGAUUUCAGCUGCCAGCACACGCACAAGAAUUCGUACGUACGGGCAAUAUCUGCAGGACCGAGAGCUUUAUCCCCGGCUGGAUGGAAUCUGAAACCAUCUUAGAAGUGAGCUGCUUAGACGAGAUACAUUAGGAACCGGUGUGACGACGGCAACAACGAGGACGACGACGACAAGAGAGCUACACACAUACAUUACUACCGGAUUUGUAAGCAUUUCAACAAGACUACAAGACUUACGAUAAAACAAAUUGAAGCUAAAGUUGAAGUCUAACGCUUAAGCGCCUGUUUUUUUGCAUUCGGAAAUUCCCACCGACCGAACGAAGAGCCAUCCAUACUGGAUCGUACACCACCGAAUUCCAAUGACGACAGCGAGAGUGUGAUCCUCCGUCAGUUUUUUCGGAAGGGAGGUUUGCUGGCCCAGAGGCUAGGUUUGGAUGUUGCCAAACCGAUAAUGACCGUGAGGUCUGGCUGACGACGACGACGACGAUGAUGAUGGAACGAUGUUACGAUGAUCGUAAUGGAAGCUGCAGAUCACGCUGACUAUAAUAAUGAUGGCCGGCCGUGCAUAUGAAUAACUGGGAAUAAGGGAGCUCUCUCGUGUGUUCCACAGUUCCUGAGAAGAGAUCAUCGUGAUUAUUGUUGUGUUGUCUGUGUGUGUGUUUUUGUUGUGAAGCAGUGGAAUCAUUUAAUUUGCCGCUCUUAAAAGAGGAAAAAAAGAACUUAGGAUCUUCUCUAAACACGCAAACAAACUCAUCAAAGACGCACGAUCGUUUCAAGAAAUAGCAUCAACAAAAAACGAUCACCAAAGUCCUAAUCCUAAUGCCCGCACAAGAGAUACAGUGAGUGAGCUGAAAACUGGAGAUUCCGAAACGGUUGGUGGUCUCCCAUUAUUGGGUCAAAGUGUGUGUAUGAAAAAAAAACGAACGACCCAGCAUUGCCAAGUCAUCUCUCCGAUGUGCCAGCGUGCGUACCGUGUUGUCUGAUCCGCGUGCCCGUUUUGUUGCGGCAACAGUUUAGUGCCUAAAAACGAUCGACUCGUGUGCGUGCUUGUGUGUACAAAUUAAGAAGUGGCAUUAGCUUUAAGACGUUGUAAUCUAGCUUCAGUUCAUCCGUUGUUGCUUGGAUCAUCUCCAAUCUUUCCCUCCUGUACACCCCAUCAUUUCAACAUCCACAGUCAACAUGUUGAAGAACAUUCACGAACGUACCGUGAAGAAGGUAAAGGGUAACCACUAUGUGGCAACGCACGGUCGCGAUACGGUAGAUCUGCCGUACGCACAGGCCAACCGGGGCUACUCGACCGAUGGCGAGGAUAGCCAGCGGGCCCCCUCGGAGCGCACGCUGUCCGAGUAUACGGUGGCGAACGAGCGAGCCACACCACCGACUGCGCCGGCCCGCAAAUCACGCCCCGAGCACAAGUACCAGAACAACGGUGGCCCGCGGCCGCUCUCUAGUCCACCGACGCGCGCCCCACCGAGGGCACCGUCCGCGCUCAGCUACGAUCAUGGCGGUGAAACGGGCAGCGAUAUCUACGUCACAUCCGCGGCUUACAAGGCACCGUCGGAAAUAAGUCGUUACAGUGCCCACCGGACGCAUCAAUCCCGCGGACCGCGCAGUGUGUACAGUGUUGCCAGCACGGCCAAAACGGGUCGCAGUUCGCGGCGUCACGGUGCCAAGGUAGAGGCCAUGUCCGCCCCGAACCCGUUCUGCCCGAACGUGAAGGGUGUUUGCUGUCUGAUGCUGCUGCUAAACCUUGGCCUAAUCCUGAUCACACUCGGCUUUGUCAUAGUGAUGCAGUUCAUGGAGCCACUGUUUGUUUGGAUCCUGGGCGUGGUGUUCCUUAUCUUCGGCUUCGGCACACUGAUCGGCAGCAUGAUCUACUGCGUGAUCGUGUGCCGGGAUGCGAAGACACCGUCCCAGCUGAAGAACGAGGACCUCUACUGGACGAAGCAUUGGCAGAAGAGCAUCGGCUACACGCCGCAGGAGAUCGACUACAAGACGGAUCGGUUCGACGAGCGCGAUCGAUACUCGGAUCGGUUUUCCGUUAGCAAAAUGAGCGGCAAAUACUCCGAUCGCGACAUUACACGGUAUUGAGGAGUGUCACGUUAUUACGAUUGUUCAGUAGUCCAGAGAGUUUGUGAGCGAAGAUGUAAAGGAGGGGCCUUACGUUUUAUCAUCGUGAAAGGAUUUUUAAUGCAAAAGAAUUACAAUUUAAUGCUUGUUAUACUAGACAGGUGCCAAACACCUUGAACCAGCAGUGACAGUUACUUUUACACGCAUUAAUGCUAACUUAUAUCGGAGGGAAUUGGUUUCCCACCCCCAGAGUCUUUAUCCUUUCACAGCCGUCCAACCCCCCGCAAAACCAAGUUACUAACCAUUUAAAUUAAAUGAUUUCGCAACGAUUUUGUCACACCGCCGCCGGGUCAUAGCGCAGCCUGUGGUGCGUGUGUUCGGGUGUCUCGCGCAAGAAGAUUAAACGGAACGAACGAAUACGAAGCGGUGAAUACGAACGAAAGUAUAACUUUAACUAGCUGGUAGGGAAUUUUAACUUGAAGCAAUAAUCGUAACCUGAUUAGAAGCAUAGAAACCAACACAAUCCAGUUAAGUUGACGGUUGAUAAUGAUAACUAUAAUAAUAAUAAUAAUAAAGGUAAUCGAUUAAACGGCCAAUUAUAAUGAACGAAUGAAUCCGUCCUCUCCGGUCCUUUUUUAAAAAAAAUCACUCUGUAAAUAAUCCAACUUUAAUUUAAUGUAAUAAAGGAAUGAAUGUUUUUUUUAAUAUCAUCAUAA
Anopheles gambiae (African malaria mosquito) is the source of this 3688-nucleotide messenger RNA. RefSeq lists its product as uncharacterized. The transcript has 8 exons. The record is from RefSeq and is a predicted model, not a curated record. Bases 2082 to 2993 code for a protein of 303 amino acids. NCBI's taxonomy places the organism in Eukaryota, Metazoa, Arthropoda, Insecta, Diptera, Culicidae.